UCGAGUUUGCGCUUGACUUGACUGGCGGCAGCUGCGCUCAGAAGCCUUCUUCUAGCCCCUUUCGAUUUUUUCUCAAGGUUUAAAUAGAGUGAUUUAAAAUGACUGAGAUUGGUGCAGACAGGCUCCUGGCCUGCUUGGAUGUUUCUGAGAUCGAUAAGUUUGUGCUCAUCGAGGAGCAUAAUCUGGCUGACAGUAACUUUGUGUUAUCCCAUCUUAUGAAGCAGGUGCUAAACAAUAAAAAGAAUAAAAUUUGCUUUGUAAUGAUGCACAACACCGUUGGACAUUAUCACAAUGUUGGUAAGAGGUUGGGUUAUGACCUCCUGGGCAAGGUGAAGGAUGGCUCCAUAGCCAUUAUAGAGCCCAUGACAGCUAUAUUUGAUGAGCUCAUGAAGCAAAGCUAUGGAUUGUACACAAAUAAAGUGUUGGACCAGAUGAUCAUAGCUUUGGAAACUGCUAUUAAGUCUCAGAUGCAAACAUUUAAGGUUGAGGAUGGGGGUCAUGUGCAUAUGAUUAUAGAUGAUCUGAGCCACUUGUUUGAUAUUGGCAUUGGCUUUGGAAAAGUAGUGAAUUUUGUUAGUUCUAUAAACAAAUUCACACACCAGAAGAAUUUCAACGUGUUAAUCAACAUGCACAUAGGCGACGAAAAUGAUCAUAGAAUCAGUUCAGCUCUCGAAUUAAUUGCAGACAUUCACAUAGAUGUGGCUCCUUUGAAGACGGGCCACAGUAGCGAUGUUACCGGAGUUCUCACUAUUACAAAAGAUGGAGGCGGCUCUGAAAAUAUUUACCACUACAAAGCUCUGGAGCGUGAGAUAAGAACCUUCAGACCUGGCGAAUCUCUCAAUUUCUUGUACAGAUAGUCCAUUGUAUACUACAUAUUUAAUGGCACUAAUAAAUAUUAUUUACAAUAA
Nicrophorus vespilloides is the source of this 908-nucleotide messenger RNA. It is a transcript of the gene Elp6, whose product is annotated as elongator complex protein 6. Gene Ontology annotation, cellular component: elongator holoenzyme complex. Lineage: Eukaryota; Metazoa; Arthropoda; Insecta; Coleoptera; Silphidae. The coding region runs from base 99 to 857 and encodes 252 amino acids. Gene Ontology annotation, biological process: tRNA wobble uridine modification. The record is from RefSeq and is a predicted model, not a curated record. The transcript has 2 exons.